ACGACUAUCUCAACGAGCUGCUAUAAUUAUUUAACUAAUUCAAUAUAUGUUAUGGCAACUGUGUUACAAUAACUUCUAUGGACCUGUUUUACACACGUCAUUUCCCCUGGUCUUGUUGGUGUAUAUUCCUCGGGCAAAAUACCGAUGUUUUAAUAUCUGUUUUGAUAGUAGCAUGUCCCAUUUGAUUUUAAACUAAUGCCAUAUUAUGUUUGAGUGUGCUAGGGAUCCUUGGUGCAAUGGCUGACUCGCAGACAGGGGCGGCUCCGUCAAUUGACGCUGUAGGCGCUGACGAAGUAGCUCACAUUGAUGUUUCCAAGUCUAUUGGUGAUGUGCGAGUUGUUUUGAAGGGCCUUUCUCGCAUAAAAUCAUCUGUUAUUUAUCAAGAUUUAAUUGGUCUAAAAAGCGCAUCUACAUUAGAGGAGCUAUUCAGACGUCUUGAUGAUACUCACGGGCACUUGAAUAAGUUGGGUUUAUUCAAGUCUGUUGUUUCCAAUGUUGAUCGUGGGCCUACUCCUGGUGACAUCGACGUGGUAUUUCAAUUUGAGGAGAAGACCCCGUCUUAUUCAUUAGGUGUGACUACUAAUCAGAGGGCUGAGGCAAAUAUCGAACUAAAGGGCGAAGUGCCUGGAAUAUUUGGCACGUGUAAUUCCGCUUCACUUCAGCUGAAUAAUGCUGGUUAUGGAUCACAGCAAAUCGCUGGAUCUUAUUAUAUGCCUCGGAAUUUUGGAUUGUCCAACUUCACUAGCGUAUUUCAAGUGUUUGCAUCGCAAAGGGAUUUAAGCAACUAUUCUUCAUUUCAUACAACAACCAAAGGGUUAUCGUUUACAUUGUCUGACGUUUCUAAGCGCCAUCAGUUAGCUUGGGAAGCUUCGGUUAAUGACCUCUACCCAGUGUUCAACGAACGUCGGCGGGCUUCUGAGACAGUCCUUCGUCAUGCUGGUCGGUCUCUAAAAAACGCAUUUUCAUAUUUAUUCCUUCUUGACGAACUUAGGGGCGAAGGUAUACCUACUAGUGGUCAAUGCACGCAAUUCAAAUUUGAAGCGGGACUAUCUGGAGGUGAUCGCCAAUUUUUCAAGUUUGAUUAUGGCAUGUUAUACGCUCGCCAUAUUCUUGAUAAGUAUAUCAUGCAUUUGAAUCUUUCUAUGGGUUACAUUAGACCUUUUGGUAACCUUAGGAACGGUAUAAGUCUACUUGACCGUUUCCACUUCACUGCUAAUGGUGGUGCCGGUACGGCGUUCCGUGGUUUUGGCUUCCAUGGCAUCGGUCCAUGUGACCAGGGUUCGAUUUUCAACGAUGAGAAGGGUUGUUGGCAGCAAAUGUCAGAGCAUACAGGUGGUGACUGCUAUGGUAACAUACAACUAGCUCUUCACUGUCCUAUUGAAUAUAGCAACUACAAGUUCCCUUUAGCAUUUUGCUUUUUAAACGUGGGUUCACUAACAUCUAGGGAAGAGCGGCAGCCUAGAGAGAGCGUCUAUGGUCAUUUGCUUCGCAGUACGCGCGUUUCACUGGGUGCUGGCAUGAGCAUGUCUGUUGCUCCUGGCUGCUGGUUAGAAGCCUUUGUUGCGCAUCCGAUACUAUAUUCGCCAACGGACACCAUAAGCAGGCUGCAAAUGGGUCUAAGGUUCAAACACAGUAUGAUGGAAUGAAUUAAUGGCAUUAUAGAUAAAGUAACUUUAUGUCUGAAGGAAUACAUAUUUUUGUGUAAAUAGAUAUUCAACAUUGU
Messenger RNA from Babesia bovis T2Bo, 1723 nucleotides. RefSeq lists its product as uncharacterized. Gene Ontology annotation, cellular component: SAM complex. The transcript has 6 exons. The record is from RefSeq and is a predicted model, not a curated record. Gene Ontology annotation, biological process: protein insertion into mitochondrial outer membrane. The coding region runs from base 237 to 1646 and encodes 469 amino acids. NCBI's taxonomy places the organism in Eukaryota, Apicomplexa, Aconoidasida, Piroplasmida, Babesiidae.